AUGGCUACCUCCGAACACCAUGCAUAUCAACCUGCCGACUCGUCCAGCAGUCGCUCUCCGUGUCCAGCUCUUAACGCGCUGGCCAAUCACGGCUACCUAAACCGCGACGGGCGCGCUAUAACCGUUCCCGAGCUCGUACGUGCCAUGAAGGAGGUCUACCACGUAUCCGUUCCGCUCGGCUCUGUACUUGCCGCGGUUGGCGCCGUCUGGUGUGGCAACGGCUGGUCACUGAACCUCGACGACCUUGCUGCUCAUAACAAGAUCGAGCAUGAUGCCUCGCUCACCCAUGACGACGCACGCGCGACGGACAAGUAUGCACCCAUCCCAUCGAACCCGGAACUCGUCCAGCGGUUCCUCGCCGUCUCGGGCAAGAACUACCUCACACUGGACGAUCUGGUCACAUACCGCGCUCAACGCGACGCAACUCUCACCAAACCGCUCAGCACCGUGCAUAACAUCAUCGCGGUCGGUGAGCUCGCACUCACCCAACAGGCGUUCCAAGACCCGGAGGGCCGCUUGCCCAAGGACCAUCUCCGUGCAUGGUAUGGCGAGGACAGGCUCCCCUUGGGUUGGAGCAUCCCUCGGGACACUGUCAUAGGACUUCUGAGCACGAGCAAGCUCAACAAGAAGAUCCAGGAUGCUGUGGCUCAAGUCGAGAAGACAAAAUGA
Molecule: messenger RNA, 669 nt
Organism: Peniophora sp. CBMAI 1063
Lineage: Eukaryota; Fungi; Basidiomycota; Agaricomycetes; Russulales; Peniophoraceae
Source: the annotation of a GenBank genome assembly